GCGGUGUGAGGCGGAGGGACCGUCGGGGGGCGCCGCCGCGGCCGCCGCCUCCACCAGCAGCACCAGCCGCGCCGCGCGUUCGGAUUUGCCUCGAGCCCUCCGAGAGCGCACCACAAAGCGGGCCCCGCGUCUUUCCGUCCGCCCGCGGCCCCUCAGCACUCGGCUCCGAGGCCAACUUCCCUCGCGGGGCUUGGUUGGCUGGCGAGGAAGGCGGCGGCAGAACGCUGGGCUCUCUGCUCGCGCUCCUCGCGUACGCACACUUCACCCCCUCGCUCCGUAUCUCGGGGCCGUGCUGGGAUUGCGGUCACCAGCAAUUGUCCGGAGAUAAUGCAAAAGGUGUCCCAAGGCUCCUGACCAGUGAACAAAGAUUUGAGAAAGACAGCCAAGCUCAUGUUUUCUCCUGAUCAAGAAAAUCAUCCAUCCAAAGCACCAGUAAAAUAUGGUGAACUCAUUGUCUUAGGGUAUAAUGGAUCGCUCCCAAACGGAGAUAGAGGAAGAAGGAAAAGUAGGUUUGCUUUGUUUAAAAGACCUAAGGCAAAUGGGGUGAAGCCCAGCACUGUGCAUAUUGCUUGUACUCCUCAGGCUGCAAAGGCAAUAAGCAACAAAGACCAGCACAGCAUAUCAUAUACCUUAUCUCGGGCCCAGACGGUGGUGGUUGAAUAUACUCAUGACAGCAACACUGAUAUGUUUCAGAUUGGUCGGUCGACUGAAAGUCCCAUUGAUUUUGUAGUAACUGACACAGUUCCUGGAAGCCAAAGUAAUUCUGAUACACAGUCAGUGCAAAGCACUAUAUCAAGAUUUGCCUGUAGAAUCAUCUGUGAACGGAAUCCCCCCUUUACAGCACGGAUUUAUGCUGCAGGAUUUGACUCAUCAAAAAAUAUCUUUCUUGGGGAGAAGGCUGCCAAGUGGAAGACAUCAGAUGGGCAGAUGGAUGGUUUGACCACUAAUGGCGUUCUUGUUAUGCAUCCACGCAAUGGGUUCACAGAAGACUCCAAGCCUGGAAUAUGGAGAGAAAUAUCAGUGUGUGGAAAUGUAUUUAGCCUGCGGGAAACCAGAUCAGCUCAGCAGAGAGGAAAAAUGGUGGAAAUUGAAACCAAUCAGUUACAAGAUGGCUCAUUAAUUGACCUCUGUGGUGCAACAUUGCUGUGGCGUACUGCAGAAGGCCUUUCCCACACUCCUACAGUGAAGCAUUUAGAAGCUUUAAGACAGGAAAUCAAUGCAGCACGACCUCAGUGCCCUGUAGGGUUCAACACCCUAGCAUUUCCUAGUAUGAAGAGGAAAGAUGUUGUCGAUGAAAAACAACCAUGGGUGUAUCUAAACUGCGGCCAUGUGCAUGGCUAUCAUAACUGGGGAAACAAAGAAGAACGUGAUGGAAAAGAUCGUGAAUGUCCCAUGUGUAGGUCUGUUGGUCCCUAUGUCCCUCUGUGGCUUGGAUGUGAAGCUGGAUUUUAUGUGGACGCCGGCCCUCCAACCCAUGCGUUCAGCCCAUGUGGGCAUGUGUGUUCAGAAAAGACAACUGCCUAUUGGUCCCAGAUCCCGCUUCCUCAUGGUACUCAUACUUUUCAUGCAGCCUGCCCCUUUUGUGCACAUCAGUUGGCUGGUGAACAAGGCUACAUCAGACUUAUUUUCCAAGGACCUCUAGACUAACAGACAGUUGUCCUCCAGGACUACAUUAUAAAUUUAUAAGCUAAGUGAGUUGGGUUUUCCAACCUGUUGUCCAUGUCACAGUUUCUCUGCUCUGGUCAUUUGCAUUAAGAUGAAGAAUUUUUUUAAACAUUUAUAAUAAGUAGUAACAAUUUCUGAUCAAAAAAUCUGGGAAACUCAAGAAAAAGAAUUUCUGAAAGUACCAGACUUUGAAUUCUGAGUUUUGAAAAUAUAUUUUGAGGAUAAAAAAUGCAAUCUAUAAUUUGUUGCCUUCCUUUUAGUGUUUUUGAAUCACCCAUCCUCAGUGUUGGAAAAUUGUUUUUAUAUAACUGAGGGUACUGUUGGUUCAAACUAUGUUAGUUUACAGUUUGUUGCAAACAUUGUAAAAUACAGCAACAUGUAUAUUAACUUUUUUCUAUUUAUCUUUAUUAUAGAAAAAUCUUAGAAUGUUCUUGAUAGAGUAGCAUGGUAACGAUGGUGUCACACUUUCGGUGUGAAUGGUAGUUUAGCGAGCAUAGCUCAAGGAUUUACAAGCUUAGAAGGACAAGAGAGCCUCUCUCCCUGCCCCCUUCUAAAUAUGGAAUUUGGUAAAUUAAAAUACUUUGUAAAACCAAAUUCAUAUUAAUUAUUAUUGUGUAAGAGCUGUUUGUUUUUAACCACAUUGAAUAUAAUCAGGAAAGUUUUUUUUCUUAAUGUUCUCUCAAGUGUAGUAUAUAACAAAAACUUAAUGCUAAGAAACAUUUUAUAUGCUCCUUUGAAUAUGCAAUUUAAUCUAGAUUAUCUAUUUUUCUCCCAUGAUAACUAAUCUGUUUUUAGUACCAGCAACAUUUGGCAAGUUUAUUUUUUAGAUAUAAACUGUGGUUCAUCUGUUCACUGUUUCU
Zalophus californianus (California sea lion) is the source of this 2525-nucleotide messenger RNA. It is a transcript of the gene PELI1, whose product is annotated as pellino E3 ubiquitin protein ligase 1. The record is from RefSeq and is a predicted model, not a curated record. Gene Ontology annotation, biological process: regulation of Toll signaling pathway; protein K48-linked ubiquitination. Bases 391 to 1647 code for a protein of 418 amino acids. The transcript is spliced from 7 exons. Lineage: Eukaryota; Metazoa; Chordata; Mammalia; Carnivora; Otariidae. Gene Ontology annotation, molecular function: protein binding; ubiquitin protein ligase activity.